This is a messenger RNA of Xiphias gladius (swordfish), 3382 nucleotides long. RefSeq names its product ADP-dependent glucokinase (gene adpgk). Gene Ontology annotation, cellular component: endoplasmic reticulum. NCBI's taxonomy places the organism in Eukaryota, Metazoa, Chordata, Actinopteri, Istiophoriformes, Xiphiidae. The coding region runs from base 279 to 1775 and encodes 498 amino acids. The transcript is spliced from 8 exons. The record is from RefSeq and is a predicted model, not a curated record. Gene Ontology annotation, molecular function: ADP-specific glucokinase activity. Gene Ontology annotation, biological process: glucose metabolic process.
GCGCGCAUGCGCUAGGCGGUCGACGGAAGCCGCCGCUGCCUCGGUGUGAGUAGGUGUGAGUAUGUAUGCGUGUGUGUGUGUGUGUACGUGCGCUGUCUUUCUCGGUCGUUGCUGCUCCUUCAAUGAACCGCACCGACUCUCACUCCUCCAGCUACCUCUCCCUCCACCGGCGGCGUUCAGCAAACUGAAUGCUCUGUGUGUGAAACAGCAGGAAACAGGCUCCUCUUCCUGAAGGACAACCCCGAAGCCUGGGCAUUAUCGGAGUGUGUUGGAGCAUCAUGUGGAGGAAAGCUUCAGCAGCGGCCCUGCUGGCAUUAGCUGUUGGCUAUUUCUACCAUGGCGGCCCGGACCUGCCAGAGCAGAUUCUGCAGUACAUCAGCCUGCCAAUCAUUCAUUCAUCACAUCACAAUCUGAACAGCCAGAACAGCCUAGAGCAGGUGAUCUCUGCUGCCUGGGAGUCUCUGAUAACUUUACCAACCCGACAGUGGAGCAAAGUGGCCGUAGGCGUGAAUGCCUGUGUUGAUGUGGUCGUCUCUGGAGUGGGACUGCUGCAGGCCCUGGCAGUGGAUCCUGGCACCGGCCUGGAUCACGAAGUGUUGCACUCCAAAGAGGACUUGAAGGAAGCCUUCAUCCAUUACAUGGGGCAUGGAGCAGCCGCCGAGCGCUUCUUCAGCAACAAAGAGGUCUUUCAUAGGAUUGCACGUGCGGCAGCAGAAUACCCCGGUGCGAAGCUGUAUGUGGGAGGGAACGCUGCCCUCAUCGGUCAGAAGCUCGCCACCUACCCUGAUCUGAUGGUUUUGUUAUGUGGGCCCGUUGGUCCUAAACUUCAUGAGAUGCUGGAUGAGCAGAUAGUCGUUCCCCCGGGUUCUCUCCAGGACAUGGAUGAAUUUCACCUCAUCCUGGAGUAUAAAGCAGGUGAAAGGUGGGGUUCAACUCACGCGCCUCAAGCCAACCGCUUCAUCUUCUCUCACGACGUGUCCAACGGGGAGAUGAGCUCACUGGAGACGUUCGUGGCGAGUCUGGAGGAGUUUGAGCCUGACCUGGUCAUCCUGUCGGGGCUGCACAUGAUGGAGGGUCAGGGCAGAGAGCUGUGGGAGGAGCGGCUGAAAGAGGCUGUGUCAGCCAUAUCUGACAUUCCUAAAGAUAUUCCCAUCCACCUGGAGCUGGCAAGCAUGACCGACAAAGACUACAUGAACACCAUCAUGAAGGAGCAGUUUAUGCCAAUUGUCAGCUCCAUUGGGCUGAACGAGCAGGAGCUGCUCUUCCUCUCUCAGGCCAGUGAGGGGCCUCAUGCAGACUUGCCUGCCUGGAAAGGCACCCCGGACAUAGGCCAGGUCAGCGACAUCCUCCUCUGGAUCCUGGAGCAGCACGGCCGCAGCGACCCAUCGUCAGAGGCGGACCUCACUCGCAUUCACUUCCACACGCUGGCCUACCACAUCCUGGCUACAGUGGAUGGAUACUGGGGGAACCAGGCGGCUGCGGUGAUGGCUGGAGCACGAGUGGCCAGCAGUCAGGCCUGCGGUCUCCGGUCUGUCGACGUUAGCAAAGUGGAGCUCAGAGCCCCACUGGAGUUUCACGGCUCGUACUUUGAGCCGCGAGAGAAGCUGUCCCUGAACCCAGCAGAGCCCGUUACGGUGUGGCGCCGCGGAAACGUCACCUUCCACCUCACGCCGGUGCUGGUCUGCAAAGAGCCGCUUCGGACAGUUGGGCUCGGGGAUGCCAUCUCAGCAGAGGGACUAGUUUACUCAGAGUUAAAGACCCAGCAGCCGUUCUGAGGUUUGCUUUAAUCAGACACUCCUGGUCUGGAAAAUGUUGAUGGGAUGUGCUGAAAAGGCCCAGUGAAGUUCGACUUGCAGCUGGGGGUGUUGGGUUGGAGUCGUGUUUCUGAACCAGUUCAAACCUCUGCGUCCUGAACCAGGUUGUGUGUCGUUCUUCCCAAAACUCCUCUGAGUUUAAGAAUGUGACCAAUGCUGACAGUUUUAAAUCCUGCCUGAUGACUCCUCCGGCCUAUUUCGGGCUCCGCUUUUCCUCCCUCCUUUAAUUCUCCGGCUGACGCAGAAACUGAGGCAGAACUUUGCAGAACUGGAUCUGACUGGGCUGCGAGGCGACCUGUCUCUAUGCACUGGUAACAGAUCAAAGCCAUUUCCACAAACUUCAGAGAGUUUUAUUGGCUCACCUAAUUUACUUUGACCUGCAUAUCUUCAGUACGCUGUGCCUUGAGAAAAUAAAAGAAUUUUAAAAGUUUAUCUGAAAUAUUUUAUUCCGAUUUCAGAGCCAAACAAACUUAAUAUUAAGCUUCACAUCAGUUAUCCCUCUGAGAUAUCUAAACACACACAUGUAAAUGAUUACGUUUGAUGGGAAAUCAAUUAGCGUCUUACUAUAUAGUAUUCUUGAUGUUCUUCGUUUCUUUUAAAGUUUCAUAGCAUUCACGUCAAAUAGUCACUGGACCACUCGAACGUUCAUUCUCCCAUGGGUGUCUGACUCACCUAGAUAUACUUGACAUUUUUGUUACUUGUCCCGAGAGGAUGGAAAUGCUAGAAUGUUCGACAGCUUUUGUGUUUUUCUUGGUUUCUGGUCCAAACACUCCCACUAUAAAGAUGUUUCAGUUUUAGAAACUCCUUAGCACAGACAAAAAGUUGUUACAUAUUCCGAUCCAGAGUCCUUGUUCAUUUUUGAUCAAAUAAGGAAAUGCUACACUUGAUUUUGAACAGGAUCCUUCUUUAUGCAGAAACGCUCAGUUUACAAUCAGAUGCCAGCUAAUUUAAAAACUUCAGCUGGCCAUAAAUUAAGUUAAAGGGUAAGAUAGAACUUAAAAUUAUGGUGUAGGUCAUAUGUUAUCAGGGUUACUGUACUUGUUUGUUUGCUUCCUGUUUUGUUUUGUACAAAUUCUGUGUUUUCAGGUAUUGCUUUCCCUCACUUCUAAAAUGUGAUUAUGUAACAUGAUUGGCUGGAAAAUCUUAAAAGCUUCCUGAUUCAAAUCCUAGCAUGUAAGUAAAUGAUACUUUUCCAUAGGUUGUCUGUUGUUUUUUGUGAAUUUAUUUCGAAACGCGUGCAUCAGUAUGUAACUAUCAGAACAAUGUGUUUGAAUACCUCAAAUGGCCACUGAAGGCAUGCAAUAAUAAUGGAGUCUUAAUGCAAACAUACAACAGAACAAAAAUUGUAUGGCAUUUAGCAGAAUUAAUUCUUUGCACUAGUAGGAAGUGGCAGGUGUGCCUGCAAAGGUGAAUGUAACCUUAACUCCAACCCCCCCCCCUCUUUAUUUUUGGCAAGUACAAUCUAUUCAACUUUACUCAUUUCAUAGUUUGUGUCUUGUGUUUUUAACAUUUGUAACUGUCAACACAUUUCAUUCACUUGUAGGUUGUCAUUAAAAUGUGUAUGGACA